This is a messenger RNA of Malania oleifera, 1051 nucleotides long. RefSeq names its product probable glutathione peroxidase 4. The coding region runs from base 189 to 797 and encodes 202 amino acids. Lineage: Eukaryota; Viridiplantae; Streptophyta; Magnoliopsida; Santalales; Ximeniaceae. The transcript is spliced from 5 exons. Gene Ontology annotation, molecular function: glutathione peroxidase activity. The record is from RefSeq and is a predicted model, not a curated record. Gene Ontology annotation, biological process: response to oxidative stress.
CACUGCAGCCGCAACAGUAAAGACGACGCCACCACAACCAACCAGACGCGUCCGUAAUUAGUUGCGAAGUUGUGGUCCGAAUAAGAAGGCACUCCGCUCCCCAAUUUCUCAAACGCCCACAUCGAAUCCCGUCGUCUCUGUUCAACCCAAAAGGGAAGCGUUCUCGUUUUUCUCUCCAGUUCCUCGCAAUGGGUGCGUCUCCGUCGGUGCCCCAGAACUCCAUCCAUGAAUUCACCGUGAAGGAUUUUAGGGGGAAAGAGGUGGACCUCAGCAUUUACAAGGGGAAGGUCCUUCUUGUCGUUAACGUUGCUUCCAAAUGUGGGUUUACAGAUACGAAUUACACUCAGUUGACUGAACUUUAUUCCAGAUACAAGGACAAAGAUUUUGAUAUCUUGGCGUUUCCAUGCAACCAAUUUUUGAAGCAAGAGCCUGGUACAAGCGAAGAGGUACAACAAUUUGCUUGUACAAGAUACAAAGCAGAAUAUCCAAUUUUUCAAAAGAUACGUUGUAAUGGACCGGAUACUGCUCCACUGUUCAAAUUCCUCAAGGCGCAUAAAACAGGAUUUUUGGGUUCUAGGAUCAAAUGGAACUUUACCAAGUUUCUUGUUGAUAAGGAAGGGCAUGUGAUCAAUCGCUAUGGCCCAACAACUGCGCCAUUGACCAUUGAGGUGCUCUUUUCCUCCUCUUUCCCCCCCCCCCCCCCUUCUCUCUUUUGUGGGUGUGUGGGGCACUCAUUCUUUUCAAUGUAUUGGUUGAAAUUUCUAUUAAUGUUCUUUUCGCCCUUUAAUGCAGGCUGAUAUUAAGAAAUCACUGGGAGAGGUGUGAGCCUUAAAUUUUCUGUCUAGGUGUAGAAUGAAAAAUAUAUUUCUGUCUGUCUAGCCCACAGUAUGGUUAUAUCAAAGAAUGAUGUUUAAUUUUUAUCUUGUUUAUUUAUUAUGUGUGUAUUGAUGUCUAUUGUAGUUGUGAUGGCUGAUAAGUUCAUUGUAUAUCUUGUCCAAAUAACAUUUACACUAGCAGUGAUAUUAGAUUUUUCCUUCGGAGGUGCAGACUA